Molecule: messenger RNA, 2218 nt
Organism: Lethenteron reissneri (Far Eastern brook lamprey)
Lineage: Eukaryota; Metazoa; Chordata; Hyperoartia; Petromyzontiformes; Petromyzontidae
Product: splicing factor 3A subunit 2-like
Biological process (GO): spliceosomal complex assembly
Cellular component (GO): U2-type prespliceosome; U2 snRNP; nucleus
Molecular function (GO): nucleic acid binding; zinc ion binding
Source: RefSeq, a predicted model, not a curated record
CCCUCUCGGAACGUGCGUUGAUUGGUCCGCUUCAGGGAAAGGGGCGGGAACCUCCUGGACGAAUCACGACGCGGCUUAUUGUCGCGUGAGGCCCGCGCGUGCGUUCCUUGGUGCGUGAGUUCUGCCAUAGUCCGCGUGCCGCCGUUCCCAUCCCAGGCGCACGCACAGUGACUCCCGUCAAAAAUGGAUUUCCAGCACCGGGCGGGCGGGAAGACCGGCGGAGGCGGCGUCGCCUCCUCCUCCGAGUCGAACCGCGACCGACGCGAGCGGCUGAAGCAGCUCGCACUGGAGACGAUUGACAUCAACAAGGACCCGUACUUCAUGAAAAAUCACCUGGGCUCAUACGAGUGCAAGCUGUGUUUGACGCUCCACAACAAUGAGGGAAGCUACUUGGCUCAUACCCAGGGCAAGAAACAUCAGGCUAAUCUAGCGAGGAGAGCAGCGAAGGAGGCGAAGGACGCUCCGGUGCAGCCGGCGCCCGAGAAGGUGAAAGUCGACGUCAAGAAGUUUGUCAAGAUCGGACGCCCUGGAUACAAAGUCACCAAGCAAAGAGACCCCGAAUCCAACCAGCAAUCGCUGCUCUUCCAGAUCGACUACCCGGAGAUCGUGGACGGCGUUGUGCCACGCCACCGUUUCAUGUCGGCCUACGAGCAGCGCGUCGAGCCGCCCGACCGCCGCUGGCAGUACUUGCUCUUCGCUGCCGAGCCUUACGAGACCAUUGCCUUCAAGGUGCCGAGUCGUGAGAUCGACAAGGGCGAGGGAAAGUUCUGGACGCAUUGGAACAAAGAGACCAAGCAGUUCUUCAUGCAGUUCCACUACAAGCUGGAAAAGCCGGUGCCCGUACAGCAGCCCCCACACCUGGCCCCCCCGCCCGUGAGACCCGGCCCACGUGGACCCCCGCCGCCUGGCAUGGCGCCUCCCAUGAACCACCCCGUGCACAUGCCCCCCAUGGGGAUGCCCAUGAACAUGAGUAUGGGCCCAAUGAUGGGGACGAUGGUGGGCCACAUGGGCAUGCCCCCUCCGGGCAUGGGGCCCCCGCCUCCACCCCCGCUCACCGGGCCCCUCCCUCCGCCGCCGCCGCCCCCCCCUGAUGUCCAACAGGCUGCCGCCCCCUCCCCCGCCCCCGUCGGGCAUCCCUCCGCCGCCCCCUCCCUCGGGGGGGCCGCCGCCGCCCCCGCUGCCGCCGCCGUCCACGGGCGGUCCUCCGCCGCCCCCGCCACCCGGGGGGAUGCCCCCUGGGCCACCCCCACCGGGACCCGUGCCUCCGCCGCCGCCGCCGCCCCCCAUGCUGAUCCGGCCGCCCCCGCCAGGUCCCCCUCACAUGCAGGGGGUCCCAAGACCCCAGGGUGUGCCACCUCCUCCGCCGCCGCCAUCGUCAAACUGAUGCCGGCGGUAGUGGGUGGGUUAUUUUUUUUUAUGUUAUUCCCCCCGGGGUCCGGGAGGUUUGUUACUCUCCGAGGUUGCUUUAGGGUUGUUAACCGCGCGGUCGUUCGGCACGAUCUCUGGAAACGAACGGAGGUUGCAGAGGCAGCUCUCCCCAGCACUUGGGAGAGAAAUGUCCGGACAUCGUGCUGAAUAACAUCUUAGCCCUGCAGCAGCCUACAACAUCCAUUUAAUACAUGGAAGUCCGCACAUUGAGGCGCUAUUUGGGCUCAAGCCUGCUUAGCAUCCACGAUUCUGGGUGAUUUGGUUCGAUGCAAAUGCUGUUUAAUCAGUCAUUAAAUGGCAGAAAAAUAAUUCACCAGAACGAGACAUGUGAUACAUGUACAUUCCCAUAUAAAAAUAUAGUGAAGACCUCAAGUUUGGCCUCAGACUAGCCUACCAGGUCCCACCAAGCAAGCCCCCGAGGAAAGGGUGCCUUAAUUAUUUCACUUAACACGGAAUGAUGUGACAGUACAUUGUUAAAACUGGUGGUUGUCUCAUUAAAAGGCCAAGCAUUAGUUUCUUGCACACAUGCUAACCAAAAGAGGUCAUCUGGAAUGUUUUAUGGCUUAUUUUUAUACUUACCCGACUGCCAACUGUUGUGGAAUCGGCCAUGAUCAACCCACUGCUGGAUGAAAGCCUCCCCAAGCCGCCACCAUCUCAUGAUCCUAUGAUCUAAUCCUAUAACACCUGUUUAAUGACAGUUUUAAGUCGUCGAAUUUGGUCCACAGACGCUUGUAUCAUAAACAAUUCACAGACUGUACUCGGAAAUCUCAAUAAAAGAUCUUUGUCUAAA